This is a messenger RNA of Petromyzon marinus (sea lamprey), 1856 nucleotides long. RefSeq lists its product as uncharacterized. NCBI's taxonomy places the organism in Eukaryota, Metazoa, Chordata, Hyperoartia, Petromyzontiformes, Petromyzontidae. The record is from RefSeq and is a predicted model, not a curated record.
UUCCCACCUGAUGAUGGACGCUUGUGUUGCGCCUGAAACGUCGUGAUUUAUUUUAUUUUAUACCAAGAGUAUGAUUGACUACUUUUUUCGAUGACAAUGAAAUGAAUAAAAUAGUUUAUUUUCAAUCCUAUGUUAAAUAAAAAUGGCCAUUUAAAAAAAAAUAUCACGUACAUUUGUAAUGCAGAGGUCACUGUGUUGAAUUCUAGCGAGUACAGGAUAUAAAUGACUCCCUUAAAUAAAUAAAUAACACAUCUGAAAGCUUGUGACGUCACAGGCACGUUUCGAAACCACGUGUCAGAACAGGAAAUCUCUAACCCCGGGUCACGGCCGGAAAUGAUGACGUCACUACACGGGGCUCUCUAAGCACGUGAUCGCACUCGGACUUUGGCGACACCAGCGGCAAGAUGCUCCUGCUACUGCUGCUGCUGCAGUUGGGCCCCGUGUCUGUUGGGAACGUCUUCCCCCUCUUCGCGGGCAAGGAGGAAGGUGACGUGGACUACCCCAUACCAAUGCCACCAUGCCCGAAACCCGACAUGGUCGUAAUGUCAUGGACUCUGGCAUUGCUUGCGAGUGGCUUCAUAUUGAUGGCGAUUACAAUCAUAGGCGUCAUGUCGUGUCGCCGUCAGUGUGUCGAUAUGUCAACGUGCAAACAAAACUACGAGCUGCUGCGUCAGGCGAAUGAGGCGCAGGAAGAGCGAGUUGCGAUGAUGUUUCAGAAGAACAAGAUGCUUCGCGAGCAGAUGGAGGCGGCACUUCGGGAGAUGGAGGCGUUGCGUCGGGAGAAUAUUCUGCAACAGCGAGCGAUCGCGUAUCACAAGACGCUGCGUCAAGAAAGCCAGACGCUGCACGAGGAGAACGUGACGCUGUAUCAGGAGAUCGUGGCGCUGUUUCAGCAGAAGGAGAUGCUCCACCAGGAGAUGGAGAUGCUGAGUCUUGCCGCCACCACAGCCGAUGCUGCCACGGCCAACACUGCCGACGUGACCAUGGCCGCCACUGCUAUGGCUGCCAUCAUCACGGCCGCCACCGCUGCCACCAUGGCUGCCACCUCCACGAGCACCCUCACUAGCGGCAUCCCCACUACCAAAGCCAAGACAUCUAAAUUUAGAUGGCUCAGACAAUUCUUCCUGUAAACUUUUCAAUUCGGGCAGUUUAAAGAUCGCUUUAGCUUCAAGUUGCCCCAAUUAAAAAGUGACGAAAAAAUACGAGAAAAAUAUCCCUCGUCUCGCCUUGAACAGACUGUUGGACAAGUGCUAUUAGCAAGAACCAAUGAAGGCCAGCAUCGACACAAGAAGCGGUUGUUGAACAAUGCCACGCCUGAAGAUCUUCAUAGUCCCAGUGCUGAAGUUUAUACACCACAUCAAUAACUAUUUUUUAGGCUAAAAUAAAUUAAAAAAUUCCCAACUGUUAUUGAUCAUAAGUUAGAAUUGAACUCCGGUCGACGGGUUCUUAACACUGAGCUAACUACAGUGCCACCGCUCUUGACACAAAGGAAGAUAAAGACCAACCCCCUCGUAUAGCCUUAAUAGACUGUAGAGGAAAGUGCUGUUAGCGAGCACCUAUGAGUGUAUGUCUCUUGACACAGACAUACACUCACACACAUGUUAUGAAUGAACACGCAUUUUGAAAGUCAAUUUGUUCGUACCUCGGAACUGAAUAUUACAUUUUAUGCACUUUACAUACUGGACAUAGAAAUUGUUACCGCAAAAAAAACUUAAGCAUUGUUAAACUCAUAAAUAAGAAGUCAUAUUGUACAUUUGCACGUAUAACUAUCGUAAAUGCUGUACAGUAUAUAAGUUAAAUUUUGAUUUAAAGCUUUCGUGACUGCAGUAAUUCAUAUUCUUAGUUUUUUCGGUAAA